Messenger RNA from Mercenaria mercenaria, 581 nucleotides. Its product is annotated as NADH dehydrogenase [ubiquinone] 1 beta subcomplex subunit 2, mitochondrial-like. The transcript is spliced from 3 exons. NCBI's taxonomy places the organism in Eukaryota, Metazoa, Mollusca, Bivalvia, Venerida, Veneridae. The record is from RefSeq and is a predicted model, not a curated record. The coding region runs from base 72 to 419 and encodes 115 amino acids. Gene Ontology annotation, cellular component: mitochondrial inner membrane.
AUGAACCUUAGAAAGCUAUUUUUAGAGGGUAAUUCUUACAUGCGCACCUUGAAACGACAUUGAGGAGAAAAAUGCUGUCAUUUCUCCGACUUUCUCGUGCAGGACAGCGUGUUUGUUGCAGAGCUAAAAGAGUUAAUAAGAAUUUCAAAAGAAAUGAAAGCUGGGAUGCAGCAGACGCUCCACAAGUAUACAGAGAGCAGCUGCCAAAGCAUUCGAAGUUGUUAAUAGCGUUAGCUACUUUCUACCCUGCUUUCGUCACAUUUUAUUUAGGAUACAACUUCUAUCAUCACCCAGAGCAUGUUACUGGCCAUUACCCAAAAAUGGAACCAUCAAAAUGGACAGACGAGGAACUUGGAAUCCCACCAGAUGAUGAAGAUAUAUAUCCCCCGGGUUAUAUUCCACUAAAAGAUCGGGUUUAAUUAUUAUAGUGUGAUUUAAUAUAACUACAUUAAAUGUUUGAAAAACUUUUAUAGACCUUUCUUAAGAUUUUUUAAAAUGUGUAAAUCUGGCUAAAAUGACAGUAUUGUAACUGAUCAUAAAUGGUUUAAAAAUCAGAAUAAAUUAACAUCUGCAGAAACAUA